UGAGACCAUCGAUCGUGUGGUUGUUUGCCUCUAUUUUAUUUUGUUCGUCCCUGCACUUCUGCUGAACAUUAUGGCAGCCUGGAUCUCCUGGAAUCUGAAGUCCAAAUCGUCGUUUGUCGUGUACCUGAAGAACCUUGUGGCGGCCGACCUUCUGGUGACCUUUAUCAUCCCGCUGAUGGCCGCUAACUGGCUUCCUGGGUCGCCACAAGGACUACAUGUAUUUAACUGCCAGUUUGGCAAUGUGUUUUUCUAUCUCUGCAUGUAUGUCAGUGUCGUCCUGAUGGGCGUCAUCAGCCUCGACCGCUUCUUCAAGAUCGUACAGCCCGGUGGGAAACUGCUCGGCCAAACUGCCGUCUUUGGCAAAGUGGUCUCUGCAGUCGUGUGGGUUGCGAUGCUCGGCAUAAUCACCAUUCCAACCAUGAUACUCACCAAUGAGAAGCCCAACAGAAACCAAUCAACCAAUGACACUGCAGGUCUGUGCAUGGCCAUGAAGAAUGACCUGGGGAAGCAGUACCACCGUGGGGUUAGCAUUUUCUGCAACUGGAUAUUCUUUGUCGUGUUAGUCGUCACCGGACUCUGCUACACGUGCAUCGCAAAGAGGGUCAUUGAGUCGUACAGAAACUCUGGGAGCAAGAAUCUCAAGGGGAAACGAAAGAUCAAAGCUCGAGUGUUUGUGGUCCUGGCGGUGUUCCUGGUCUGCUUCGGCCCUUACCACAUCACACGCAUCCUCUAUGUGCAGAAGCAGAUGGAGAAUAAGCUCAGCUGCCACUGGGCGUUACUGAAGGUGGCUAAAAGCGUCACGCUGUGGCUCGCCACCACCAACGUCUGUCUGGACCCCCUCAUCUACAUACUGCUGUGCAAAGCCUUUCGGGAGAAACUGUACGAGUUCAAGAUAUUUGGACGCUGUAGUUCCACUUCAACCCAGGAGAAUACAGAAGACACAUAUCUUUGAAAGGGUGGAGAUGUUAACUCCCUGUGUCAAGAGGUUUUCUUUUUUUCAGAGUGUAAUAAUAUUGAUAAUAAGCUAUAUUUGUAUACUGUAGCAUCUCUCAUACACAGAAUACACUCAAAAUGUUUUAACAUUUGGAGCAAGUUAUUGCGGUAGUAUGCGGACGUUUAAGGAACACAACCGGCUGCCAGAUUUCCAACCGUAUGCGAGAGUAUGCAGUUCAGUCCAUUUUACAAAUUAAUUUGACAAACAGGUGAACAGUAUACGUAAAAUCACAUCAACAGAAUGUGAAGAAACAACAAUGUUGACGUAAUCUGUAAUCUGUCCUCCAUCCGUGUCGCGCAGAUAUUCACUUAAGUUAGCAGGCAAACCAGCUAGCGCCAGGUCGGUUGUCUUGUAACACCAGUUU
This is a messenger RNA of Sardina pilchardus (European sardine), 1358 nucleotides long. RefSeq names its product P2Y purinoceptor 13-like. Gene Ontology annotation, cellular component: membrane. Gene Ontology annotation, molecular function: G protein-coupled purinergic nucleotide receptor activity. NCBI's taxonomy places the organism in Eukaryota, Metazoa, Chordata, Actinopteri, Clupeiformes, Clupeidae. The coding region runs from base 71 to 952 and encodes 293 amino acids. The record is from RefSeq and is a predicted model, not a curated record. The transcript has a single exon. Gene Ontology annotation, biological process: G protein-coupled receptor signaling pathway; negative regulation of adenylate cyclase activity.